Staurois parvus is the source of this 2538-nucleotide messenger RNA. The record is from the annotation of a GenBank genome assembly. Lineage: Eukaryota; Metazoa; Chordata; Amphibia; Anura; Ranidae.
AUGAAGAGAAGAGCGGAACGUGACUUAGAGAGCAGCGCUCUUAGUAAACAGAAGAAACGUAUUGAAGAAUUGGGCCUCAAUCUAAGCUCCACCUCCGAUGAUGACACCCAGUACAGCAAUCAUGGCACCCAGGAGUCUUCCACUAGUGGGACGGCUCAGACAGUGAGAUCGAUGAGAAGAGACCUGUGUUUGGGUCGGGGGAUAAAGAAACAAUGGACCCCCUGGCAGAAGGCACAUCAUCCCGCUACUCCAUGUUUAACAGCGUCUCCCCAGAAACUCAUGGCGAAGAUGGGUUUUCGGGAAGGCGAGGGUUUGGGGAAGUUCGGCCAGGGCCGAAAGGAGAUUGUCGAAGCUUCCAAGCAGAAAGGGCGGAGAGGUCUCGGAUUGAUCUUAAAAGGGUUCGAGAAGGAUCUGGAUGUGGACUGGAGGAAUCAGCCUGAGCCAACAGCCUACGAAGAAGUCGAUUGGUUCCCAGAAUGUACUACAGAGAUUCCAGAUUCUGAUGAGCUGUCUGACUGGGUGACAGUGGGCAAGAGGAAAAUAAUCAUAGAUGAUGAGACGGAAUUCUGCAGAGAACAGCUGCUGGAAAACCUGUUGGAGUGUAAGAGUGCAUUUGAUGAGCUGGAGGGUGAGGAGAUGCGGAGGGCCAGGACUCGCUCCAAUCCGUAUGAGAUGAUCCGAGGGGUCUUCUUCCUUAACAGGGCAGCUAUGAAGAUGGCAAAUAUCGACCACGUGUUUGAUUACAUGUUCACCAAUCCUAAGGAUUCUCAGGGGAAGUCGCUGGUUAGAGAUAAGGAAUCGGAGUUGUUGUACUUCGCAGACGUUUGCGCUGGGCCAGGCGGCUUCUCCGAAUACGUGUUGUGGAGGAAGAAAUGGCACGCCAAAGGGUUCGGCAUGACCCUGAAAGGACCGAACGACUUCAAACUAGAAGACUUUUACGCCGCACCCAGCGAACUGUUUGAACCGUAUUAUGGUGAAGGAGGAGUGGAUGGUGAUGGAGAUAUCACCCGCCUAGAGAACAUCUCUGCUUUCCGGAACUUUGUCUUAGACAAUACAGACCACAAAGGUGUCCACUUCAUGAUGGCCGAUGGGGGGUUCUCGGUGGAGGGUCAGGAAAACAUUCAGGAAAUUCUCAGCAAGCAGCUUCUCCUCUGUCAGUUCCUUGUAGGACUGUCUGUGGUCCGGACCGGGGGACAUUUCAUCUGUAAGACCUUUGACCUGUUCACCCCCAUUCAGCGUGGGCCUGGUUUACUUGCUGUACUGCUGCUUUGAACGGGUCAGCCUCUUCAAGCCAGUGACCAGCCGGCCAGCUAAUUCCGAGCGGUAUAUUGUAGGACGCGGCUUGAAGGCGGGCAUAGACGACGUGCGCCAGUACCUGUUUUCAGUAAACCUGCGCCUCAACAGUCUGCGCAACACUGAUCAGGAUGUCAACCUGGUGGUACCCUUGGAGGUGUUAAGAGGGGACCGGCAGUUUCAUGAGUACAUGGUCCGCUCUAAUGAGAGAUAUUGUGAGGUGCAGAUCAAAGCUCUGGCCAAAAUCCACGGCUUUGUCCAAGACACGACGCUGAGUGAGCCCCGCCAGGCGGACAUCCGGAAAGAGUGCCUGAAGCUCUGGGGGAUUCCUGACCAGGCUCGUGUGGCUCCAACCAACACCGACGCAAAGAACAAGUUCUUCCAGCUGAUUCAGAGCCGUGACAUUGACGUUUAUAGCUACAAACCGACUCCCCUCACAUCGAAGACACUGGAGAAGAUUAGUCAUGUGAUGGAUUAUCGGUGUAUGGUGUCCGGGAGUGAGCACAGGUUCCUCUUAUGUUUAGGGAGAUCCCAGAUAUACACCUGGGGUGGGCGGCCUGCAGAACGGUGGACUAAAUUAGAUCUGAAAACCGAACUUCCACGAGACACUCUGCUGUCUGUAGAGAUUGUUCACGAGCUGAAGGGGGAGGGGAAAGCUCAGAGAAAGAUCAGUGCCAUUCAUAUCCUCGAUGCUCUGUUUCUCAAUGGCAUGGACAUUCGACCUCAACACUUCAAUCAGAGGAUUCAGCUGGCAGAGAAGUUUGUAAAGGCCGUUUCUAAGCCCAGCCGCCCCGACAUGAACCCCAUCCGGGUGAAGGAGGUGUACAGGUUAGAGGAAAUACAGAAGAUAUUUUUUGAGGCUGGAAAUGAAGCUCAUUAAGAGUUCCAGCGGGAUGUUACGUCUGUCCUACACCAGCAGAGACGACCGUCACUUCGUACCGUCUGGUCUGUAUAUUGUGAAGACUGUGAAUGAUCCCUGGACGAUGGCUUUUAGCAAGAGCCACAAUCACAAAUAUUUCUACAAUCUGAAGACACACAGAAGUCCCAAUUCGAAGUACCUGUGGAGUCCAUCGCACCAUUUCAUGUCUGUUUCUCGGAGCGGCUGUUUUGGGAGUGGGGAGAAGGCGUCCAGAUUCACGACUCUCAGAAGCAGGACCCCGGCACGGACAAGCUCUCUAGAGACGCCGUUCUGGACUUCAUUCGCACACACCAGCCUGGCUCCUCGGGGGGCAGAGAGGAGAGGUA